This is a messenger RNA of Periophthalmus magnuspinnatus, 2262 nucleotides long. It is a transcript of the gene egfl6, whose product is annotated as EGF-like-domain, multiple 6. Gene Ontology annotation, molecular function: calcium ion binding. Bases 269 to 1846 code for a protein of 525 amino acids. Lineage: Eukaryota; Metazoa; Chordata; Actinopteri; Gobiiformes; Gobiidae. Gene Ontology annotation, cellular component: membrane. The record is from RefSeq and is a predicted model, not a curated record. The transcript has 13 exons.
AGUCACAACCUAUCCCUCACAGCACUGUUUCACUCCAGACUGGAAUUUCAGACAGGACGAAUAGCAAGAGAAUUAUGGCACAAAGAAUAUAGUUCAUUGCAAUUGGGGAAUCUAUUUUUUUCACAGGAGCCACAACUUUUGAAAUCACAUUUUGGAUAUAUAACACGUCUCGUAAACCUGUUCCUGGCCAAGCACCUUGACCCUGAGUGGACUAGUAGAAACAAUAACAGUCAUCCCUGUGAGAACCAAGCUCUUGCAGGUUACAGACAUGCAGCUUUUCAACUUGAUUGGUACACUAAUUCUUUUGCUAUAUAUCUACACAGACUGCGCAAAUGCCAGUAGGCAAGUCCUCACUGGCAGCCAACCAGGUGUGUGUCGCUAUGGCAGGAGACUGGAGUGUUGUUAUGGCUGGAAGAAAAACAGUAAAGGACAUUGUGAAGCUCAGUGUGAGCAUGGAUGCAAGCAUGGAGAGUGUGUGGGUCCAAACAAAUGCAAGUGUUUCCCUGGAUACACUGGGAAGACAUGCAAUCAAGAUUUAAAUGAGUGUGGGUUGAAACCACGUCCAUGUGAGCAUCGGUGCAUGAACACUCAUGGGAGUUACAAGUGCUACUGUCUGAAUGGGUACACUUUGAUGCCUGAUGGCUCUUGUGCAAAUUCCAGGACGUGCUCUCUGGCUUACUGUCAGUAUGGCUGUGAGGAGGUUCAUGGGGAGAUCCGCUGUCUCUGCCCCUCCACUGGCCUGCAACUGGGACAAGACGAGAGAACAUGCGUAGACGUGGAUGAAUGUGUUACUGGCAAGAACCUAUGUCCCUAUAAUAGACAGUGUGUAAACACAUUUGGUAGCUACUUUUGCAAGUGCCAAGAAGGCUACGAUCUCAAAUACACUGAUGGCAAAUAUGAAUGUGUAGAUCUGGAUGAGUGUCUAAGUGGCGUACAUAAAUGCAGUCACCAUGCAGCCUGCCUGAAUACUCAAGGAUCCUAUAAAUGCAGAUGCAAGUCUGGAUUCAGAGGCAAUGGCUUUGAAUGCUCAGUCAAACCAUUUUAUCUACGACCUGGAGGAAACCCAGAUGAUUUUCUCAAUGUCAUCUCUGAAUCCCCAGUGAAGCCUGGCAAACAUCUGAACGAGGACAUCAAAAACAUUAUCCCAGAGCCAGCUGUCACAGAGCCACCAAAGGUCAGGCAGCAGCCUUUUGACUAUGAUGGAGAGGUUUACAUCGGGAGUCCUGAUGAGGAAAGACCAAAAGAGAUCACAGAAGAAGAGGAGGAAGAGAACAACCAGCUCAACCCCAGAGGAGAUGUGUUCAUUUCAGAGGAAUUUGAGUCAGUGUUUGGCCCCACCACAGAAGUUAAAGAAAUUGAGAUCGCUCCAGUUCAGGAAGAGUUUAUCAUGGAUUGUAACUUUGAUCAGGGAGGAUGUGAGUGGGUCCAGGACAAGAGUGAUGACAUGGACUGGAGCGUAGCAUAUCAUGAUAAUGGGGCUGAGUACUACAUGGCCAUGAGUGGAUUUCUGGGAGAGCAAGAGGAUAUAGCUAAGCUCAAGUUGCUCUUGAGCGACCGGGCUCAGCAGGGCAGCUUCUGUCUCACGUUUGACUUCCGAGUCGUGGGCAACAAUGUUGGCACCCUCAGAGUCCUCCUGGAUAACAAUGUUUAUCCAAUAUGGGAGCAGAGCCAAAGCCAAAACCAGGCCUGGCAGACAGAGUUUCUCACUGUAGCCUGGAGAGAGAAGGCACCAGAAACGAUCAUCUUUGAAGCUCAACAAGGAGGUGGUGUUGGUGGAGAAAUUGGACUGGAUAACGUUGUGCUGACUUCAGGCCCGUGUCAAGAUGAUACCAGCCCAGACUUUUAGGAACCUGUUCUUGUUAAUUAUAAAAUGUGAUGUAAUUAUUUUAUUUCAUUUUUUCUUCGGAACAAUGGCCUAUCCCCUGAUGUGGUCAAGUCCAAACACUAUUUAGGUACACUAAAAUCUCAUAUUUAGGUCUACUCUGUCAAAGCUCAGUUCAGUUUUGGUAUGGAGCUUCUUACAGAGCUCAGGGACAGUGAUGGAUAAAGUUACAGUAUUCAGUUUUCAGUAGGCCUGUGUAGCUAUUAACUGAAGUUGUCUAAAAAGUUAUGAUUUUGAAGUAGGCCUAAUGUAAAUUCUCUUAAAGCAUGUAAGUGUAAUUUCCUGAAGGCUGCUUAGUAUAUUAGUCUUUAAGUAAUGGUGCAUAACAGCUGUAAAUGUUGCUUAUUAUGUACAAAAAUACAAUAAAUAUGUUUUUCUAC